AAUGACAUUUGUUUUGGAGGAAGUUGCCCGGGGAUUGAGCACGCGUGCAAAGGAAAGGCUCAUUUUCCCCCCUUUUAAUGCAAUGCAAAAUUUUAUUUGCAAAAUAAAAUAAAAUAAAAUAAAAUGGGGAAGAAAAGCAAGAAGGAGAAGAAGGUGAAAGGAGCCCAGAAAACUGCAGCCAAAAUGGAGAAGAAAGUCUCCAAAAGAGCCAAGAAGGAAGAGGAAGAUUUGGAAGCCCUAAUUGCGGAAUUCCAAACUCUGGAUGCGAAAAAGACGCAGGUGCUGGAGACGCCGUGCUCUCCGCCAUCGCCAAGGCUGAACGCAUCUCUGUCCUCGCACCCCGAGAAAGACGAACUCAUUCUCUUUGGAGGUGAAUAUUUCAAUGGCCAAAAAACCUUUCUUUACAACGAUCUCUAUAUUUACAAUAUCCGGAAGGACAGCUGGACUAAAGUCGACAUCCCGAACCCUCCUCCGCCGCGAUGCGCUCACCAGGCUGUAGCUGUGGCUCAAGGAGGCGGGCAGCUUUGGGUCUUUGGCGGUGAAUUCGCAUCACCCAACGGAGAGCAGUUUUACCAUUACAAAGACCUCUGGGUCUUGCAUUUGGCCACCAAGACCUGGGAGCAGAUCAAGGCCUCCGGAGCUCCGUCGGGUCGGAGCGGACACCGUAUGGUGGCCUGCAAGAGACAACUGGUCGUCUUCGGUGGUUUCCAUGAAAGCGCCAGAGACUACAUCUACUACAACGACGUCUAUGCCUUUAACCUGGACUCCUUUACCUGGUCCAAGGUGUCUCCUUCGGGGUUGGCUCCAGCGCCGAGGUCCGGCUGCCACUUGGCCACCUCUCCCGAGGGCAACGUUGUGGUCUAUGGAGGCUACUCCAAGCAGAGAAUCAAGAAGGACGUGGACAAGGGGACCCUCCACUCGGAUAUGUUCCUGCUGAAGGCCGAAAGCAGCCCAGAGAAAUGGUCCUGGUCUCGGCUGAGCCCUUCUGGGGUGAAGCCUCCGCCUCGGUCGGGCUUCUCGGUGUCCGUGGGCCCCAACCACCGGUCCCUCCUCUUUGGCGGCGUCCACGACGAGGAGGACGAGGAGCAGCUCGAGGGAGACUUCUUCAACGACAUCUAUUUCUACGACCUGGCCAAGAACCGGUGGUUCCCUGGGCUGUUGAAGGGCCCCAGGUCUGAGAAGAAGAAGCGAAGGCGAGGAGCGGCGACGGAGGAAGCGCAUGGAGACGGUGAAGCGGCAUUGCAGCCGCCUCCAGGUCCCUUGGAGAUCGUGAAGGAAGUGGUGGCCGAAGACGGGACCGUGAUGACCAUCAAGCAAGUGGUCUCCAUCCCAGAGGCCGAAGCCCAGAAGUCGGAGGAGGAGGAGGAAGAGGAGGAGGAGGAAGCGGCGGAUGAGGCCUCCGGCCAGUUGGUGGAGCCGUGUCCGCGGUCCAACGCCAUGCUGGCGGUCAAGCAUGGGACCCUCUAUGUAUUCGGUGGGAUGUUCGAAGUGGGAGACCGCCAGUUCACCUUGAAUGACCUCUACGCCCUCGACCUCCACAAGAUGGACGGGUGGAAGGUCCUGGUGGAAAUGGACCCCAAAACUCAGGAAUGGCUUGAAGAAUCCGAGUCUGACGAAGAGGGAGAUGCGGAAGGUGCUGAAGGAGGAGAAGAAGACGAGGAGGAGGAGGAAGGUUCUGAUGAUGAUGAUGAUGAUGAGAGUGAAGAUGAAGAGGAGGAAGAGCACCCGGUUGUCCAGAAGGACGAGACCUAUGCGGAUUAUCUCUCCCGGACGGAGCCGUAUUGGGUGAAGGUGGCCCGCCGGAACAUGGGCCCCGAAGCCAAGGAGAAGAAGACCGUGAAAGUGGGGCACGCCAUGGCAAAGGCCUUCUAUGAAGGGUCGGCGUAGCUCAAGACGCUUCCUGAGCAUUGCUGUAACGGUUGUGUUGCCAUUGGGAUCAGACACUACUACGUCCUCUUCUUGGCAGUGCAUGAUGGGCUCCGUUAUGCCUGAAGGAUCCCGUUGUUGCUUUGGAGACUGGCUGAAUAAAUAAUGUUUUUUUAAAAUACUGUGUUCGAAAGACACAUAUUUCAUCACCUAUUAUUCGCACAUCAUCAAAAAAAGGGAUGCGACUAUUAUGUGAGAAAAAAAUGUUUUUAAGAAAAUAAAAUGCCUGAAGGAUCCUGUUGUUGCUUUGGAGACUGGCUGAAUAAAUAAUGUUUUUUAAAAAUACUGUGUUCGAAAGACACAUAUUUCAUCACCUAUUAUUCACACGUCGUCAAAAAAAAGGGAUGCAACUAUUACGUGAGGAAAAAUGUUUUUAAGAAAAUAAAAUGCCUGAAGGAUCCCGUCGUUGCUUUGGAGACUGGCUGAAUAAAUAAUGUUUUUUUUAAAAUACUGUGUUCAAAAGACACAUAUUUCAUCACGUAUUAUUCACACGUUGUCAAAAAAAAGGGAUACGACUAUUAUGUGAGGAAAAAAUGUUUUUAAGAAAAUAAAAUGCCUCACCUAAUGUUUUUAAAAACUAUGUUCGAAAGAGUUUUAAGGCCGUUUGAAUGUUGGACUGGAUGGCCCGUGAGGUCUCUUCCAACUCUACGAUUCUAUGAUCCUUAGGCAUUUGGGGAUGAAUUGCAGCCACAGAAAAGCAGCUUUUUCGGGUCAUUAAGAGAGAAAAUGGCCCUUUGCCCACCUCUGUUGCGGAGCUACUCGCCUCUAGUUGUACUGCGAAGAAUCCCGUGAUCUUACAGAUCAUAUAUUGGUUGUUAAAAUUGGAGAAUAUACCCUAUUUCAUCACAUAUUAUUGACACAUCAUCAAAAAAAGGGAUGCGACUAUUACGUGAGGAAAAAAUGUUUUUAAGAAAAUAAAAUGCCUUACUUUUGAAGGGAAAGGAAGAGGGAUGAUCCAGUCUCAAAUAAACACUUUUUCUGUUUUUUUUAAAAACCAUAUAGCUGCAAUAAAUCUGCUGACCGAGAGGUCAUGAGUUCGAAACCAGCCCGGGUCAGAUUGAGCGCCCGACCAUUAAAUAGCCCAGCUCGUUGUUUACCUAAGCAACCCAAACAAUAGUUGCGUCUGUUGAGUAGGAAAUUUUAGGUACAGCCUUAUGCGGGGAGGCUAAUUUAAUGUACGUAACCAUUUGGAUUGAGUGCCCGACCAUUAAAUAGCCUAGCUUGUUGACCUAAGCAACCCGAAAGGCAGUUGCAUCUGUCAAGUAGGAAAAUGUAGGUACCGCUUUAUGCAGGGAGGCUAAUUUAAACUAAUUCACGUCACCAUUUGGAUUGAGCCCCCAGCCAUUAAAUAGCCUAGCUCGUUGUUGACCUAAGCAACCUGAAAGAGUUGCAUCUGUCAAGUAGGAAAAUUUAGGUACUGCUUAUGCGGGGAGGCUAAUUUAAACUAAUUCACAUCACCAUUUGGAUUGAGUGCCCGACCAUUAAAUAGCCUAGCUCGUUGUUGACCUAAGCAACCCGAAAAACAGUUGCAUCUGUCAAGUAGGAAAUUUUAGGUACCGCUUAUGCGGGGGAGGCUAAUUUAACUAAUUUACGUCACCAUAAAAACAUCCAUCAGCAUUUUGUGGAAGAAUGAGGAAGCACUCCACCAAGGACUCUGUUUCACAGUGGAUGAUGAGCAGCAGCUCCCCCUGUGGCCGGAAUCGAGAAUACUCAUGAAGCUGGAAGCUGGAAAAUGUUAAAUUGCCUCUGUGUCUGUCUAUAUAAUGUCGUAUGUCUAAUGGCAUUGAAUGUUUGCCGUGUAUAUGUGCAUUGUGAUCCGCCCUGAGUGCACUCUGGGAUGAGAAAGAAGGGCGGAAUAUAAAUAUUGUCAAUAAAUAAAUAAAUGCCUGCCAUAGACCCAUGGGACCUGUGGUCUCUGGAAUAUACUAGCAUGCUUCAGUGCGCAUGAGUCCCAGAAAGCUUGGCAUGAUUGACAAACCUGCAUUAGCAUCUCAGUUAUAAUAUUGAACAGGUGAGCUGUGUUGGAGUCGGAUAUUUUCGGUGGGUGAAUAUGGGCGGUUUUGAUGCGCUCUGCCCUUGAUGUGCCGUGCGCAUUUCGGAAGGAAUGCUGCACAUUUCGGAGUUAAACCUCGCCCCGAAAACCCCGAAAAGGAAGAAGAAAAAUACAAUAUGGAACAGGUGAGCUGUGUCGGAGUCGGAUAUUUUCGGUGGGUGAAUAUGGGCGAUUUUGAUGCGCUUUGCUCUUGAUGCGCCAUGCACAUUUCGGAAGGAACGCUGCGCCCUUGAUGCGCCAUGCGCAUUUCGGAGUUAAACAUCGCCCCGAAAAACCCCAAAAAGGAAGAAGAAAAAGACCCGAGGCAGGAGGCAUCUUACAAAGAUGUUUUGAACCAUACCAAAAUUAAGUGAUACAUAGAGGAAGAGAAACAAAACAAAACAAAACAAACCGACGGAAAUUAUAUAUAUAUAUAUAUAUAUAAAAAAAAGAAGAAGAGCAUUACGUACUCGGAGGCUGCUGUUGUUGUCAAUGAUGUUUUUUUGUUUGUUUGUUUUUUGUACAGGGAUUAUGUCGGAAGCUGGAAUAUACAUCCUGCGGACAAAGUGCAAAAAUAUUACAUGCUCAGAGGCCAAGCAUGAGACGCCUGGACGUGGCCCGUGGCAAGAUGGAACGGGGAGGGAGGGGGGGACCUCCGGACCCCUCCCCAAAACGCAGGCCAGACCCCGCUUUUUCCUCCGGCAAACCUCCCACAACCAGGACCCGAUUACUUUCCGGACCGGACCCCCUUAAUUCCAUGCAUCUCGUUCCAAGUCUCGUCGAAACACUCAAAUUGAUUUGGUUCUCUUUGUAAGAAAUGGAAAAAUAGGUGAAGGUUUAACACAGCUGUGAUGCAGCAGCUAAAAAGGCCAAUGCCAUUGGGGUUGUAUGUUUUCCGGGCUGUCUGGACAUGUUCUAGAAGCAUUCUCUCCUGACGUUUUGCCCACAUCUAUGGCAGGCAUUCUCAGAGGUUGUGAGGCAUGGAGAAACUAAGUAAGGAAAGUAAAGAAUAUAUAUAUCUGUGGAGAGUCCAGGGUGAGAGAACUCUUUGUCAGUGGAGGCCAGUGUGAAUGUUGUAGUUAAUCACCUCAAUUAGCAUUGAAUAGCUUCAUCUCCUGGCUUCCUGCCUGGGGGCAUCCUUGGUUUAAUAAUAAUAAUAAUAAUAAUAAUAAUAAUAAUAAUAAUAUAACAUGCCCUGGCAGAAUAUGUAAAGCAAAGUGAAGAACCUGCUUUGAUUGAAGUCAAAAAUCAGAAACUCCUCAAAGCACAGCAGACAAAAAAAUCAGUACAAGAAAACCGCACUACAAACUAGAGCUGACAAGAAAACUCAUGACCAUUCAUUAUUCACUGCACCCUCGCAGUGAUGUUGACCGGCUAUAUCUGCCUAGAAGAUCAGGUGGCAGAGGACUCUUACAAGUCAAACAAGCAGUCAAAGAAGAAGAACAUGCCCUGGCAGAAUAUGUAAAACAAAGUGAAGGAUCUGCUUUGAUUGAAGUCAAAAAUCAGAAACUCCUCAAAACAGAGCAGACAAAAAAAUCAGUACAAGAAAACCGCACUACAAACUAGAGCUGACA
Anolis carolinensis (green anole) is the source of this 5532-nucleotide messenger RNA. RefSeq names its product kelch domain containing 4 (gene klhdc4). Bases 124 to 1887 code for a protein of 587 amino acids. Gene Ontology annotation, molecular function: protein binding. The transcript has 12 exons. The record is from RefSeq and is a predicted model, not a curated record. NCBI's taxonomy places the organism in Eukaryota, Metazoa, Chordata, Lepidosauria, Squamata, Anolidae.